GCAGGAGGCAUUAACAUACUUCUAACACUCGUCCUAGCUCUACCGCCAAAUUUUCACACCUUCCCAAAACCCCCACCUUCGUCAGUCCAAACUCAACCCAGAGAAACAAGAAGAGAUGAUAUCAGCAAUUUCCUGGGUGCCCAAAGGAGUUUCAAAGCCCGUCCCCGCAGUCGCCGAGCCGCCCACCCAGGAAGAAAUCGAUGAGUUGAUUAAGUCUGGUAUCUUAGACAAAAGUGGAGGCGGUGGGAGCGAUGAGGAUAAUGAGGGAGAAAUGGAGGUUGAAGAAACCACCGGUGAGGGUGGCCAAGUCUCACAUGCAUUAGAGGUGGCAAAAGCACUUGGCAGAGCUGAGAAGGUGACCAAAUCAGGAAGCAAGUAUGAUGACAUUACGGAAGGGUUGAAGGAACUUGACAUGGAUCAUUAUGACGACGAGGAUGAUGAUGGCAUUGAUUUGUUCAGUGGUGGGUUUGGGGACCUUUACUACCCAAGUAACGAUAUGGAUCCAUAUCUCAAGAAGGAAAAAGAUGAUGAUGAGGAUUCUGAAGAUAGUGAGGACAUGACCAUCAGACCAAAUGACUCAGUCAUAGUUUGUGCUCGCAAUGAGGAUGAUAUCAGUCAGCUCGAGAUUUGGCUAUAUACUGAAACAGAGGAUGGUGAAUCAGAUGUUUAUGUUCACCAUGACAUAAUCAUUUCAGCAUUUCCCCUCUGCACGGCAUGGCUUGACUGUCCUCUCAAAGGUGGAGACAGAGGAAAUUUUAUAGCUGUUGGUUUGAUGGGGGAACCUACCAUUGAGAUAUGGGAUCUUGACAUUAUUGAUGAAGUGCAACCAUGUGUGGUAUUGGGCGGUAUUGCUGAGAAGAAGAAAAAGAAAGGAAAAAAGACCUCAAUUAAAUACAAAGAAGACAGUCACACAGAUUCAGUUCUGGGGCUUGCUUGGAAUAAAGAGUACAGAAAUAUACUGGCCAGUGCAAGUGCUGACAAACAAGUUAAAAUUUGGGAUGUGGCUACCGGAAAAUGUAACAUUACUAUGGAGCAUCAUACAGACAAGGUUCAGGCGGUUGCGUGGAAUCAUUUUUCCCCUCAAGUUCUUCUCAGUGGAUCUUUUGAUCAUUCAAUAGUCCUGAAAGAUGGAAGGGUACCAACACAUUCCGGUUAUAAGUGGACAGUGACAGCUGAUGUAGAAAGCUUAGCAUGGGAUCCGCAUACUGAGCAUUCAUUUGUGGUGAGUCUUGAAGAUGGUACAGUACAAGGUUUUGAUAUUCGGGCUGCCACUUCUGCUCCUACUUCUGAAUCUAAACCCAGUUUUACUCUUCAUGCACACAACAAAGCUGUUUGUGGAAUAUCCUAUAAUCCUUUGGCACCUAAUCUUCUUGCAACCGGAUCCACAGAUAAAAUGGUGAAGCUUUGGGAUUUGUCAAAUAAUCAACCUUCAUGCAUUGCAUCCAUGAAUCCUAAAGCAGGAGCUGUGUUUUCUAUUUCUUUCUCCCAAGAUAACCCCUUUUUGUUGGCCAUGGGAGGCUCGAAAGGGAAAUUGGAAGUAUGGGAUACAUCAUAUGAUGCUGCAGUUGCCCAAAGAUUUGGAAAAUACAUCAAGAAGAGCAGACCCCAGUCUGCUGCUUGAUCUAUUGAAGAUAAUCAACUGAUGUAUGUCUAUUAUUCAAGAUGAACCUUUUUAUUUUUAGGGAACAAGUAGCACUACCCGCGGCAGUGGUCUCAAAGUUUUGAAAUCCCUAUGAUUCAGAUCCUCAUCAUCUCUUUUAAAGUAUACUUGUAUGUUGUACACUAGGCAUAGGUAAUAUUUUUCUAUGUUCUUGUAUUGGUGUUGUGUUAAAAGAAGAUGCAAAUUAUGGAAAAGAAAUGAGAAGUAUUUU
Molecule: messenger RNA, 1871 nt
Organism: Fragaria vesca subsp. vesca
Lineage: Eukaryota; Viridiplantae; Streptophyta; Magnoliopsida; Rosales; Rosaceae
Product: periodic tryptophan protein 1 homolog
Exons: 16
Coding region: 116-1621 (501 amino acids)
Biological process (GO): rRNA processing
Cellular component (GO): nucleus
Molecular function (GO): protein binding
Source: RefSeq, a predicted model, not a curated record